GUUGUUGUCAUUGGACCGCUUCAAUGAACACUCAGUAGUGAACACUGACUCAGGACAGUGGGUGGGUUAGCUAUAGCUCCUCUCUGUCAGUCAUGAUCAGUCAACGGGAAGAAAGCGACGUCUCCGCGGGAAAUCCGUGCGGAACUCCCACCGUGAAGGAGUUGGAGAAAGUUUUGUAUGGAGGAAAACGAUUUGGCAAUGACACGGACGAGGUUUGGCCCAACUUGUUCAUUGGAAAUAUGUCAGUCGCCAAUGAUCGCUAUAGUCUGUGGAAACUGGGCAUCACGCACGUCCUUAACGCUGCGCACGGGAAGGCGCACUGCCAGGGCAGCGCUCGGUUCUAUGGAUCCACCGUGGACUACCUCGGCGUGCCCGCGGAUGACGCUCCCUCUUUUAACCUUUCCCGCUAUUUCUCCCCCUGCUCGGACUACAUUCAGAAGGCACUUGACACGCCUGGUGCUAGGGUUAUUGUGCACUGUGCUGUGGGGGUGAGCAGGUCUGCCUCGCUGGUCCUGGCCUACCUGAUGAUCUGCCACCAUUACCCGCUGCUGGACGCCAUCCAUAAGGUCAAAGAACAACGCUGGAUUUUCCCAAACAGAGGAUUCCUCAAACAGCUACGUGCUUUGGACAUAACGUUAAAAAACAGAGCAAAGAAUGAACAAGCUUGACCAGGGCCGUAGCA
Gadus chalcogrammus (walleye pollock) is the source of this 682-nucleotide messenger RNA. Its product is annotated as dual specificity protein phosphatase 13-like. Gene Ontology annotation, biological process: protein dephosphorylation; negative regulation of MAPK cascade. The record is from RefSeq and is a predicted model, not a curated record. The coding region runs from base 93 to 668 and encodes 191 amino acids. NCBI's taxonomy places the organism in Eukaryota, Metazoa, Chordata, Actinopteri, Gadiformes, Gadidae. The transcript is spliced from 3 exons. Gene Ontology annotation, molecular function: MAP kinase phosphatase activity; protein tyrosine/serine/threonine phosphatase activity. Gene Ontology annotation, cellular component: cytoplasm.